Molecule: messenger RNA, 693 nt
Organism: Colletotrichum lupini
Lineage: Eukaryota; Fungi; Ascomycota; Sordariomycetes; Glomerellales; Glomerellaceae
Exons: 3
Coding region: 1-693 (230 amino acids)
Biological process (GO): mycotoxin biosynthetic process
Source: RefSeq, a predicted model, not a curated record
AUGUUAUCAUCGCGACUCAUCUACUCAAGCGAGGGCGAGGGCGAGGGCGAGGGCGAGGGCGGAUACGGCCACAGAUCUGUUAAACACUGCUCGCCCACUCUCGGCGCUGCUGAUCCAAACGAUUCCCUCUGCGUAUGCCUCGUCUUGAACCUGGGCGCUCUCUUCUUCUCCUUCCGCGUCUUGACCCGUGGUUCACAGUCAUACACCUACCUCGAAGGUGACCGACCACAUGAGCUUCCUAUCAAGGUCCGCACCAUUCAGGCCGAAUUCGUAGAUGAUCCUGAGCACUACGGGAUGGAAGGCUUUGCUUCUACGGUUGAAUGGAACGCAAUCCGUCCCCCUGGAAAGGGUUUCGUCUUUCUAGGCCAAGAGCACUUUGCGUUUGGCGUGUCGAUGUGGCAUCAGAUGCACUGCUUGAGCCACAUUCGUGCCGUGCUCGUUAACGGAGACGACGGGUCUGACCACACGGAGCAUUGCUUCCACUACUUGCGGCAGGGCAUUCUCUGCGCUGCUGACACGACGAUCGAACCUGGUGGCACAAACAAGAAAUUGCUCAAUGGUGACAAAGUUGCUGCAGGCGAUGGAGCUAAACACACUUGCCGGGACUGGAGACAGGUGCACGAUUGGAUGGCGGAGCAACAUUCGAAAUGGACGCCUGAGAUGUUUGAGAGGAUCAAUGAGUCUAGCCUAUAG